This is a messenger RNA of Prionailurus viverrinus (fishing cat), 16113 nucleotides long. Its product is annotated as zinc finger protein 33B-like. NCBI's taxonomy places the organism in Eukaryota, Metazoa, Chordata, Mammalia, Carnivora, Felidae. The transcript is spliced from 5 exons. Gene Ontology annotation, molecular function: RNA polymerase II cis-regulatory region sequence-specific DNA binding; DNA-binding transcription activator activity, RNA polymerase II-specific. Gene Ontology annotation, cellular component: nucleus. Gene Ontology annotation, biological process: regulation of transcription by RNA polymerase II. The record is from RefSeq and is a predicted model, not a curated record. The coding region runs from base 7744 to 10200 and encodes 818 amino acids.
UCUUUUAUUGCUUGAUGGAAUCUGUUUCCUAGUAUUUAAAAAAGUGGAGUCGACAAGCAGGUUCCUAUUCCUGACACUUGUGUGUCUAAAUUACACACUGGGUGCACAUUGAUCUCAGAUGUAAUCUUCAACUUUUGGGGAGUCCCUGACGGCCUCUUCUGCUUGGGUAACUAUGUCAAGCACACCAACCUUCUCACGCUAGAUAAAGACACACUCUCAGCUAACCCCCAUCGCCGCCCACGGAGUCUGCACGAAAUGGUAGCUCUGCCUGUCAGCGCUGACUGCUCCCACUGUCCGGUUCUGCGAGUGCCUGGCUUCGCAGGUGCCUGGUUCUACGCAUCCCUGGUACCGCCUUCUGCGUCUGUGCGCUUCCGCCCCGUUUUUUCUUCCUUCCGGUUUCUUCUCGCGUUAAGAGCCGCUUCCGGAGUCGCUGGGUCUCUGACCUUUACUGGGGUCAGUUCUCCGUAUUGAGGGAGGGAGCGGUGAGCCCGGGACUGUUGGGCAAGGGCCGAUGGGGGCGCCGUGUGCCCGGGAGUCUGUGCCCCGUCGGUCGGUGCCCGGUCGGGUGGAGGAGGUCCGUGGACCGGUGACGGCGGGAUGGGGACGUGUCCAUCAGCACGAGAGGUUACUGACUUAUUCAGAACCACAGUUUGUUAGUGGCGAAGACUGGAAGUUGUGUCUCCCGACUCCAGAGAGACUGCCUGCUUUUCCACACGAGGAAAGGCAAAUUACUUUUAAAAAGAUCCUUUUGAGAAACGGCAACCAGGACCAAGAAAUGAAAACAUAGACCUUUCAUUAAAGCAUUGCUUUUUAUCGUUUUCUGUGUAGUCAGUAAUCAAUGGUUUAGUAACAGUGGGGAAAUUGAUAAACAGUUUAAUCAGGAGUGUUUUUUUAAGUUUACUUAUUUUGGGGAGAGAGAGAGAAAGAGAGAGAACCCAGAAGAAGCAGAGAAAGAGGGAGAGAGAAUCCCAAGCCGGUUCAACACUGUCAGCGCAGAGCCUGAUGUGGGGCUCGCUCCAUCCCACCAUCCCUGAGAUCUUGACCUGAACAAGAAUCCAGGCUUAACUGACUGAGCCACCCAGGUGCCCCAGGUUGGGAGUAUUUUUUGUAGCAGUUUUGGUGAAGACUUAAUGUUACUUCACUGAGUAUAAUGUUUUAUUUAAACCUACUUUUUAAUUUAAAAAUUUUUUGUGAACAUCAAGAGAGCUUUAAACUGUUAAAAAUCCCCAGGAAGCAAAUAUUUACGUUUACCCAGUGAAAACAUUUAUGCCCAACAGCUACUACAUGAUUGUGUCAGAGUCCUGUUAGAUAGUUGUUCUUUGAGCAUCUGCUGCCCUUUCUGAAGGCGAAAGGCACUGGCGCUCUUCGUAUCUAUUGGGUUGUAUAGUUUUAUAGGGCAGGAGCAUUCAGGAGCCACCAGGCAGGCCAGCUCUUUUAGGACCUCAUUCCUCCUGUAACUCAGCACAGCACCAGAGUUGUCUACACUUUUCCAAGACAGCAGAAAAUGAACAAAUGCCAGAUGUAUCUCCAGACCCUGGAGCAUUGCUUCUCAGAGUGAGGAUCUUUGGCCAGAAAUGGCAGCGUCACCUCGAAACUUGUUUGACAUGCAGAUUGUGAUCCACCAUCCCAAACCUACUGGAAGAGAACUUCUGGAGGCCAGGCCCAGCAAUCUGUGUUUUUAGGGGAUGUCCAUGUGAUGGUUGAUAACACAUUAAGUUUAAGAAUCACUGGUCCAGUGUCCAGUGAUUAAUAUUUUUGAGUUACAGGAUAUUAGGAUUUCUCCUUUUUCUAGGUAAAUUGUUACUCAUCAGAAAACUGUGUCUGUCUUCUCCAGAUACUGAAGUUAUUUCUACUUCAAAUGGUUACAAACUUCACUGUUUAAUUUGUAUGUGUCUGAUUAUUGAGUUUGUGCAAAUUUCAUAAAUUUAUGGUAUAUAAGUGUUCAGUAAUACUAUAGUUUUCGGGUUGAAUUCUUGCAUACCUGUUGUUAGAAUUAUUUCUGUGCAUUUCAUGUUUUUUAAUAUACAUGUAUCCCCCCCCCCCCCCCCCCCCCCGCGAGAGAGAGCGGGAGCUGGGAGAGGGGGACAGGGAAAAUCUUAAGCCAACUCCACACUCAGGGUGUAGCCCGACAUGAGCAUGGAUCCCAUGUCCCUGGGGUAAUGACCACAGCAGAAAUCAAGAGUCUGGUGUUCAACUAAGCCACCCAGUAUUAUGUAUUAAAAUUUAAAUAUAUUUUUAUUUGCACUUUUAAAUUGCUUGUUGCUGCAUGUUAUUUUUUAUAUAUUGACCUUAUUUCCAACAAGUUUUCUACACUAAUUUAGUAUACUAUAAUGGUUUACCUCCCAAAUGUGUGGAUUUUUUUAUGUAUACACAUGUAUAAUCUGGGAAUAGUGACACUGUUAUCUACUUUUUCCUGUUUUUAUACCUUUUUUUUUCUUUAUUGCCUUCUUACGUCCUCAAAUAUAUAAUAUUAAAUAGAAGCAGAGUAAGGGGGAAGCUUUCCUUUCAGUAUGGAUUUUUGCUGUAUUUUUUUGCAUUUCUUGAUGACCUCAAGGAUAUGCAGUUCUGUUCCUCGUUAUGUAAAAUUUUUCUUUUUUUCAUGAGUGCCUAUUUAAUUUUAUUAAAUGGUUUUGGUCAUCUAUUGAAAUCAUGAUAUGGUUUGUCUCCAUUAUCUUAGUAAAUUACGUUAAAUGUAAUGUAAAAUUAAUACAUUAAUUUUAAAUAUAAAACUAAAGAGAUAUUUCUGAAAUAAACCUAACCUGGUUAUGAUAAUAUUUUGUUUUGGAAUUAUGUAUCUGUCAAUGAAAGAGAUUAACCAGUAAAGGUAUUUUUUGCUGGUAAGGGAUAUGUUCUUGUUUGGAUUUAGUAUUUAGUGUCAAAGAUAUUUUGAAUAUGUAACAAGAAUUCUUGAGUAUUUCCUCCUGCUUUCUCCCCAAAAUUGUGUUUUAUUUUGUUUCUACUUUUUUAGGUAUUCAUUGUAUGUAUUGCCAUCUUUACCUGGAGUUAGUUUAUUUCCCUCUCUUCUUUUCUUUCUUCGUUGUUAAGUAGGCUCUGCAGGAAAUAUGGGGCUCGAACUCAUCACCCUGGCUUACAACAUCCCAUAUUUUCCUUCUCCUCCCAGCCUCUGGCAAUCCCUAUUUUAUGCUGUGUUACUAUGAGAUAGGGAUUUUGUUUUUGUUUUUGUUUGUUUGUUUUUGAGAUACUACUUAUAUAUGGUAAGUUAUACUAUAUGGUAUUUCUUUUCCCUCUGACUUAUUUCAUUUAGCAUGGUGCCCUCAAGGUCUGUCCAUAUUGUCACAAAUGGGAGGAUUUCCUUUGUUUUUAUGGUUGAAUAGUAUUCCAUUGUGUGGGUGUGUCUAUAUAUAUGUAUUUAUAUAUAUACACACAUUCUCAUUACCCCAUUCCUCUGUUGAUGGAUACUUAGGCUGUGUCAUGCCUCAGCUAUUGUCCAUAGUACUGCAGUGAACAGGGGAUUACAGGUGUCUUUUGCAGUUUUCUUUCCAUCCCUUUUGGAUUUGUACCUAAAAUUGGGAUUGCUAGAUCAUCUGAUAGUUCCAUUUUUAAUUUUUUGAGGGACCGCCAUAGUGUUUUCCAAGGUGGCAGCACCAGUUUACAUUCUCACCAACAGUGAAUGAGGGUUCCCUUCACGCCACAUUCUUGCCAUUUGUUAUCUCUUGUCUUUUUGAUAAUAGCUAUUCUGAGAGGUGUGAAAGUGGUAUUUCAUUGAGGUUUCGAUUUGCAUUUCCUUGAUGAUUCAUGGUAUUGAGCACCAUUGCAUAUACGUAUUGGAUUGGCCGUUUGUAGGUCUUUGGAAAAAUGUCUGUUCAGGUCCUUUGUUCAUUUUAAUUGGAUUAUUUGCUUUUUGGUUUUUGUAUUGUAUGAGUUGUGUAUACAUUUUGGAUAUUAACGUCUUAUCAGAUACAUGAUUUGUGAAUAUCUUUUCCCAAUCUGUAGGUUACUUUUCAGUUUAUGGACUGUUUGCUGGGCAGAGCUCUUAAGUUCGAUGAAGGCUUGUUUGAGCUUUUGUUGCCUUGCUUUUGGCUCUUAUCCAAAGAAAACAUCAUCCUAAAGAACAAUAUUGAGCUUCUCCCCUAUGUUUUCUUCCAGGAAUUGUAUGGUAUCAGUUCUUAUGUUUAAGUCUGAUUCAUUUCAGGUUAAUUUGUAUGAGUGGUGGAAGAUAGGGGUAUAGUUUCAUUCUCUUGCAUGUAGGUGUCCCGUUAUCCCGCCACCUUUUACUGAAGAGACUAUCCCAUCCCCAUUGUGUGUUUUUGGCACUCUGUCAAAAAUCAGUCGACCAUACAUGCGUGGGUUUAUUGGGGGGUGUCUCUUCUGUUCCAUUUGACUGUAACUGUUUUUAUCACUGAAAUAAGUCUCCCUUUCACUGCAGUUGGUAUUCCCUGUAAUGUACCUUAAUUAGGCCUUCAUUCACUUCGUUCAUAAACCAUUUAUGAGUAGUUAGUACGUGUCCUAAGGUGUGCCAGCUGGUGAGGAUUCUAAGAAUGAGACAUCGCUCUUUAUAAGGAGAAACUCUUAGAACUGUGUAGGGCAUUAAAAGAAACUCACGUGAUUUUGACGUUACUGUAAGUCCUACGGUGGGGAUCCUGUUUUGUUUUCCUUAUGAUUUUUCAUUUCUGGUUAAAAAUGAAAAGACAAGAUUUUCAAGCCUAAAAUAACAUAAUUGUUUUUUGUAUUGGGUGACGUAACCCAUUUGUAUUUGUUCUUGUUAGGCUUUAGUCCCUCCAUCUGACAAUGUAUUUCUUCCCUAUGCUUUUUCUUGGUUGUGUGGGGCACCCCGAUUGAGUGGGAGCCGGCAGGGGGCACCAGUGAAGAAUUCACUCAAGACAGAACAGAGGAAAUAGAAGUUUACCGGAUAUCCUGCAAGGGAGCAGCUGGCAGGAUGGCAAAGGGGAGACCGUCUGCUACUAGGCGGUGGUGAGGGGCUGUAGUUCUCGAGUAGCUGUAACUUUUCCCCCUUUUUUGGUAAUCUUAGGCACUGUGCCUGCCGUGGGCAGCCCAUUGGUCAGUGAGGUCCUGUGGCUUAAGGAGCCUGUUCACGUCAGCUUGGUGGUCGUGGUCGUGGUCGCUGUGGGUCCUUUUGCCUUGCUCAAGCUUUGACUGCUCAAGCCUGUUGUAUACACAAGUGGUCUCUAGAGGUUGUUCGUUUGUAUUUUAUUGGAUUAUUUUGUUUUGUUUUUUCAACACUGCAUCAGUCAGCUUGUGUCGUAACAAAGGAUUCCUAAAUUUAUUUUUUGUUUGUGUCUGUGAUCUUAGGGGCUAAGGCGUGGCUCUGUUCCCUGUGCUGUGCAUUGUGGGGUCAAGGAUGAAGGAUGAUGUCUCUGAAAACUUCUCCCUGAAGUGACACAUUUCCCUUGUACUACUUUUCAUUGGACAAAGCAAGUCACGUGGCCCAGGUUCAUGUCAGGGGCAGGAUUUGUAAUGUACCCUUAGGGGCAGGCAGGGGGCCAGGACUUAAAGUUUAGUCCUUCUAGAGUGGUUCAGUAUUUAAGAUUUAUUCUAAUAUUAAUUAUCAUUUAAGUUUAAAUUGUGGUUAUAGUUUGUAAUUCUUUCAACAUAUAAAAGGACUUUUAUUAUUACUGCAAUUCGACCUUUACCUUCAGUCAUCUUCUGCUAUCCUGUAUUUUGUGGAAGCCCUCUGAAGUAUUUUGUUUUCCUUAAUGAAGAAUAUUUGUAAUACUGUUUUUCAAACAGUUUCACGGGGCACCUGGGUGGCUCAGUCGCUUUAGCAUCCUUCUCUUGAUUUCAGUCCAGGGCAUGAUCUCACGGUUCCUGGGAUGGAGUCCUGCUUGGGGCUCCACUCUCACAGCAUGGAGCCUGCUUGGGAUCCUCUCUGUCCCUUUCUGUCUGCCCCUCCCCUGCUCGUGCUCUCUCUUUCUCCCUCUCAAAAUAAAUAAAGAAACCUAAAAUAAUUUCUUGAAGCAGUUUCAUUAAAGGACAGAGCUGGUAUGUCAGGAAUGAUUUGGAAUCGAAUAUAUCUCUUGAUUGGUGAAUUCUGAUUAUGUGCCUGGAUAAUACUAUGUUAAGUAAGUUUUCUGGAUUAGCUAGUGCAAUCCUACAGCACCUUUAUGCUGUAGGUACUGAAAUUACAGAAGCGUAUAAGGAUUUACAUUCAGGAUCUACAUAGAAUAGUUCAUUUGCAGAAAAUGCAGUUUGAGAAGUGGACAGAUUUGAGAUCUCUUGACUCCUAGUUGACCGGAAGAUGCCUCUUCUGGCAAUUUGAUGCUUGAAAUGUGAGAACCGGAACUCACAUUACAAAUGAUACUGGAAGUGUUCUCAGUGGUUCCUGAGGUGCCUACUGGUUUUGAAAAUGACUCAGGAAGAUCUUUGUGUGCUGCUGAUUUUAUCAUCUUGCUCCACCUCACUUCUUCAUAGACUUGUCAUGUCUCAGUGUAUUCUCCCACUUCAGGUACUUAAGGAACCUCAGCCUUUAUACUCACGAUAUGUAGCUGCAUCAACAGGUAGAAACACGUUAUUUACAUAUAUUUUUUAACUUUUUUAUGUUUAUUUUUGAGAGAGAAACAAAGAACAUGGGUUGGGGAGGAGCAGGGAGAGAGGGAGAUACAGAAUCCCAAGCAGGCUUCGUGGUGUCCUUACAGAACAUGAUGCAGGGUUCAAACCCAUGAGCAGGGAGAUCAUGACCUGAGCCGAACUUAGCCACCCAGGCACCCUUCGGCUCUUACCUUUUAAGCUGGAGAAUAAAAAUUUGUAACAAAAUGUAUUGAUAGUAUACUUAUGUAAUUCAUAAAUAUCAAGUUUGGUAGUACUCAAAAGUGUUCUUUUUUUUUUUUAAUUUUUUUUAAUGUUUAUUCAUUUUUGAGAGACAGAUCAUGAGCAGGGAAGGGGCAGGGAGAGAGGGAGACACAGAAUCCGAAACAGGCUCCAGGCUUCGAACUGUCAGCAGAGUCCGACGCGGGGCUUGAACUCACGAAUGCGAGAUCAUGACCUGAGUCGAUGUCGGAAGCUCAACCUACUGAGUCACCCGGGCGCCCCAGUACUCCAAAUAUUCUUUAAGGUGGAAAGUGUUCACACAUUUUGAAGACUCCGUCUAAAUUUACUCUGUGAUCCAUUCCAUGAAUUCCUUUAUGGCCCUUCUUGUCAUCACAGAUCCGGGGUGGAUUCUCAUCUUUUCCUCCGCUAUUUGCCCUCUUCUCAUUUCGCGAAUGUGGUAGAGGAGCCCCGCCUUUCCUUGCACCUGGGACCAUGACCCUGUGUUCAUGAGAGUACAGGGUUCUUCUCCAACAGCCGUUCUUCAGUGAGGCCCCACAGAGAGCUAAUUUUGCUGCUCGUUUGUUUUAGUCUGUCUUUUUCAUACUUCACCUUAGCCAUUGUGACCUGUUACUGCAUGUUUUAUUAUCAGAAUAUGUGCUCCUUGAAUACAAGAACAGUUUUAUUAAUCUUAGCAUUUCUAAGAAUUGGAACAGUUCCAGAUACAUUGUGGGAUUUGGUGAUUUUUACAUUAAUAAUACCCUGAAGCAAUGGCAUAGUGUUUGUUAGAUUUCUCGUCUCCCCUCAAAGCCUAAAGCCAAACACACCUUCUGCAGACUAUUUUGGUAAUCAUGAGAAGGAUUGGUUCCCAUACAGCUUUUCCAUGUCACCCACUUCUGAACAUUUCAGACUGAACAGAAAUCCCAGGGAUCAGUAUCAUUUAAGGAUGUGACCGUGGGCUUCACCCAGGAGGAGUGGCACUGCUUGGACUCAAGUCAGAGGUCCCUGUACAGGGACGUGAUGCUGGAGAACUACAGCCACCUUGUCUCAGUGGGGUCCUGUGCUACCAAACCAGAGGUGAUCUUCAGGCUGGAGCAAGGAGAGGAGCCAUGGAUAUCGGAGGAAGAAUUCCCAAGCCAGAGCCUUCCAGAAGUCUGGGAAACUGAUCACAAGAAAGGAAGGAGGCAAGAAAACCAGCGUAAACCUAUGUGGGAAGUUGCAUUCAUCAGUAAGAAAACACUGACCAAGGAACGAGGUAAUGUAAUAGGAAAACCAUUUAACCUGGACACAAAUUCGUUUCCUUCCAGAGAAAGCCUCUGUCAGUGUGACUCAUAUGGAGUGAGUUUCAGCUGUAUUUCUGAAUUGUGUAUCAAUAAGAAAAGACGUUUGGGAAGAAAGACUGGUGAAUUUAGUGCCUAUGGAAAAUUGCUACUCAGUAUUAAACACGAGAAAACUCCUACUAGCGAGAAAAGUGAAUUUUUUAAACAUGGAGAAGCUUUGAGUCAGGUUGAGGACUCUGUUGAUAGUGAGAAGAUUCAAAGUGCAGAGCAAAAUUUUGAGUAUUACAUGUAUCAAGAAACCUUCCCCGAAAAGGCAACAUUGAGUACGUACAAGAGAGAGAUCACUGAAGAGAAUCACUCUGAAUGUAUUGAAUAUGGGAGAACCUUCUUUCCUAACUCCUCUUUCCUGUUACAUCACAUGAAUGCCUCCGAAGAGAAUCACUGUGGACUGCGUGGUUGUGGGAAAUCGUUAUGUGUGAAGUCUACCCUUUUGAAACCUCAUGGGGUACGUAUGAAACCCUCGGAGUGUAGUGAGAGUGGGGAUCAUUUCCGGGGGCAUUUAUGCCUUCCACAACUUCAGAAAACUCAUAAAGGAGAGAAACACUUUGAAUGCAAUGAAUGUGGGAAAGCGUUUUGGCAUAAGUCCCACCUCACUCGACAUCAGAGGAUACACACGGGAGAGAAACGCUUUCAGUGUGAUGAAUGUGGAAAAACUUUCUGGGAGAAGUCAGACCUCACGAAACAUCAGAGAUCACACACGGGGGAGAAGCCCUAUGUGUGCAACGAAUGUGGUAAAGCCUUCAGCCACAAGUCAGCCCUCACGAUACACCAGAGAAUACAUACAGGGGAGAAACCCUAUCAAUGUAGCGCAUGUGGGAAAACUUUUUACCAGAAGACAGACCUCACCAAACACCAAAGAACACACAUAGGGCUGAAACCCUAUGAAUGCUAUGAAUGUGGGAAAUCCUUUUGGAUCAAUUCACACCUUAUCCUACAUCAGAGAACUCAUACAGGGGAGAAACCAUUUGAAUGUCCUGACUGUGGGAAAUCUUUCUGUCGGAAGGCAUAUCUUACACAACAUCAGAAAACCCACGUAAAGGAUAAGCCCUACAAAUGUAAUGCAUGCGGGAAAAGUUUCUACCACAAGUCAGUACUCACCAGGCAUCAGAAAAUUCAUACAGAGUUGAAACCUUAUGAAUGUUGCGAAUGUGGGAAAACGUGUUUGAAGUCUGACCACAUGGUGCAUCAGAGAAACACAGGGGAGAAACCCUUUGUGUGUCCUGAAUGUGGGAAAUCCUUCAGCCGUAAAUCUACCCUCUCUCAACAUCACAGGACACAUACAGGGGAGAAACCGUUCGAGUGUCAUGAAUGUGGAAAAAUCUUCUAUAAUAAAUCGUCCCUAAGUAAACAUAGUAGGAUACACACAGGGGAGAAACCCUACGGAUGUAAUGAAUGUGGGAAAACUUUCUGCCAGAAGUCUCAGCUCACUUAUCACCAGAGAAUCCACAUAGGUGACAAACCUUACGAGUGUAACCAAUGUGGAAAGGCUUUCUGUUAUAAGUCAGCUCUAAUUGUGCACCAGAGAACUCAUACAAAAGAAAAGCCCUAUAAAUGUAAUGAAUGUGGGAAGUCUUUCUGUGUCAAGUCAGGACUUACUUUACAUCAGAGAAAACACACAGGGGAGAAACCCUACGAAUGUAAUGAAUGUGGAAAAUCUUUUGUCCAGAAGUCUAGGCUCACUCAGCACCAGAGAAUGCACAUAGGAGAGCAACCCUAUGAAUGUAAUGAAUGUCGAAGGGCUUUCUGUGAUAAAUCAGUUCUAAGUGUGCACCAGAGAACUCAUACAGAAGAAAAACCCUAUAAAUGUAAUGAAUGUGGGAAAUCUUUCUAUUUGAAGUCAGGACUUCAUAUACAUCAGAGAAAACACACAGGGGAAAAACCCUACAAAUGUAACCAAUGUGGGAAGUCCUUCAUUCAUAGAUCUUCUCUCACAGUGCAUUAUAGGGUUCACACAGGGGAGAAAUCUUGUCAGUGUAAUGAAUGUGGGAAAAUUUUUUACCGUAAAUCAAACCUUGUUAACCAUCAGAGGUCACACACAGGCGAGAAGCCCUAUGAAUGUAACACAUGUGGAAAACCCUUCUCUCAGAAGUCAAACCUCAUUGUACAUCAGAGAACACACACGCAAGAGAAACCUUAGGAUUGCAGUGGGUCUUAGGAAUGUUGAGGUGUGGUUUAGCAGUCGCUCCGCUUCAGAGAACUCACGUUGUAGAGGAAGCAAUGUUGAUGUCCUGAAUGUUGAAUAACUUUCGUCCUCAAACUGGCCUUAUUUUACCCCGAAGUAGACUGCAACACAUAAUGGACAGUCUUGUUAAGGAACAUUCCUUUGAAUGUCCCUAGCAAAUGCGGGCAUAGAACCUUGAAGUUGUUUUGAUUUUAUAAGAUUUGUUUUUAGCUAAAAUACAAAGUAGGUUAUGUUAAUUUCUAUUAAGGAGAAAUCUUUCAAUUUGAGACAAAGAGCUUGAAGAUUGUCUUUAGAGGUAAUAUAAUAUUGGAAGUUGUGUUUUGGUUUUGAUGCCUUAUUACUUUAGGCAACAUAAGAAGUUGUAAUUUUUAGAGGAAUAUUGUGCAGUGUACAACAAAAAAAUGUAAAAUGAAACAAUAAACUGAAAACAAGUAAUUAGUAGUAUGUAUUAGUAGUAAUAUGUAACAUGCUCACGUGCCCUUCCCUGAGCUUUAGCUAAAGAUAUCUUACAUGACCGUGGUAUAUUCUAGAGCAGAAAUAUGGACGAUACCCUAAUACUCACUUACAUUCACGUGUCAGUAGUUUUUAUAUGCACUAUGUGUAUGUGAAGUUUUAUGAAAUGUUCUUGCCUAUAGUUUAAGUAUCAGUAAACACCGGUUACAAAAUCAAAAGGGAAUCUGUAAUCUGUCCUAAUUGCAUUUGGAUUACAAAGCAAUCAGGAUUUCACCACAGGAAGUUCUGAUGUGUUAAUAACCGUAUCAUUUCGGCGACCUUAAUCUUGGCAGUUCAUGUGAAUAUGAAGCUUAUAAAAAGGAGAGAUAAAUUUAAUAAUUACGGCAACCCUGUUAAAUGAUUCUGUGAAGUGUCCCUUAAGUUUACAGGACUCCUGUAUCUUCAAAUGCUACCUUCUGUAACCUGUGUGUUUCAUAUUCCUAGUGGAAGUUGAUAUAAUUGGGAAUUGAAUAUAGACACUCCUAGUUCAGCAGUUGUUUCAGUAUCAGGCACACCUCCCAUGUAUGUAGCAACCUGGAGGAAUAUCUUGAAAGGAAGCCCAGAAAGCUAAUAGGUAACUAUUUAAAAUAUAUAAAUCGAAAUAACAAAAUGGUAAGUGUGUUCUGUGCAGAGGGAUAUCUAGUCUGUAAUCUCAUUUUCCCCUUUCAAGCCGUGGGGUUCCUUGAGUGUACAUAUGUGAAUCCUCCAGCCCUCAGCCUCAGUUGUACAAACCCCUGGAAGUAACUGCCCUCUAAGGCAAAGUUCAAAAUAGAAGCCACAGACAGACUAUAUGACACUUAGGGUCGUAAACUAGGCUGUAAAUUCAGGGGUCCAGUGUGCCCAGAAACAGAUCUGGGCCCUUGCAGAUUUUUGAUUAUAUGAGAGGGUAGGUUGAGACCGGAGCAAAGCCAGAGGAAGCUCAGAGUGAGGCUUUUAUGGACCGACAGAGAGUAAAGAUGAUAUAAUACAUUUCAAGCUCCGAUUUAAAAAUCAGGUUACACACAUUAAUUAUCUUAAAUUGCACAGGUAGUCUAAGCUUUCAUCUUCGGAAACUAGAAAAAGAAGAGUUCACUAAAUCCAAAAUGAGCAAAACAAAUACUAAGAAUUAGAGCAGAAAUCAGUGAGAUGUUUGAAAAGAGAACCAAUAAACCAAAAGGUAGUUAUUUGAAAAGGUCAAUAAAACUGAUAAACCUUCAGCUAGGUUAACUAAGAAAAAGAGUAGAUACAAGUCGCCAAUAUGAGAAGUGAAAGAGAGACAUAACAACUGAUUACAUGGACGUUAGAGGAUAGUAAUGUUACAGACAACUCUGCCCACAAAUUUCAUAACCUAGAUCUAUUCCUUGAGAGACACAAUCUGCCUAAACUCAAAGAAUUAUACAUUUGUAUAGGCAAAUAUCUAUUAAAGAAACUGAGUUCAUCCUUAAUCUUCCAAAUCAGAAAGUUCAGGCCCAGAUGUGUUCACUGGUGACUUCUAGCAAACACUUAAGGAAGGAAGAAAUGAUACCAGUUCUCUACAACCUCUUCCAAAAAGGAGGAGUAGAAGAAACCCUUCCUAACUCAUUCUGUGAUGCUUGUUAUAGUAGCAAAAGCAGGCAGAGACAUUAUAGGAGAGGAAAGUAACGGGUGCCUGGCUGGCUGAGUCAGUAGAACACGCGACUCUUAAUCUCGGGUCCUGAGGUCGAACCCUAGGUUGGGUGUGAUUACUUUAAUAAAAUUCUGAAAAGGGAAGCUAGAUGCCUGUAUGUCUCGGAACAUAGAUGCUGAGAUCCUCAAUAAAUCAUCACCAAGUUGAUUCCCACAAUAUAUAAUUACGGGCCAUGACCAUGUGGGAUUUAUUCCAGGGGUGCUGUGCUGGUUCAGCAUUUGAUAGGUAGUCUCCUGUCACAUCAAGAGGCAAAAGAAGAAAUAAUCAUAUGAUCUUAUCAAUAGGUGCAGAAGAGCCUUUCGCAAAACGUUAACCCACAUCCACAAUAAGAAAUCUCAGCAGGCUGGGAGUAUGGGGAACAUUAACUUGGUACAGAACAUCUCCAACAGUCCUACAGCUAACGUUGUACUUUGAUGGUGAGAAACUAGAUGCUUUCCCAGUGAGAAGAGGAGAGCAAAGAGGUCCCUGUCCCUGCUCUUUCAUCCUCCUUCUGGAAGUCCUCGCCGACAGAGCAAGACCAGAGAAGGAGAGAGACUUGGACUGGGAAGGAGGAGAGAAAACUGUGUACAGUCACACAUAACAUGAUUGCCCAUGUAGGGAAUUUCCAGGAGUCGACAAUAAAACGCGCUGACGCGAGUUAACGAGGUUUUAGGAUACGGUGAUUGGGUGGGUGGUAAAAAGAAAUGAGCCGUUCGGUAACAGGAGACAUGCAGGAGCCUUUACGUGCGUAUUGUUGAAUGAGACAAGCCAAUCCGAAAGGCUUUCCACCUUACGUUACCAGUUACAGUGCGUUCUGGCAAGGCACGUGGGGAGACAGUAAAAGGAUCGGUGGUCGCCAGAGGAUUGAGGCAGGGGAGGGAAGGCUGAAUAGGUGGAUUAUGGAGGACUUUUAGGACGGUGGGAGUAUGCUGUAGGAUAUUGUAACGGUAGAUGGCGUGCGGAUCCUUUGCCAGUGCCCAAAAAUGUAACAAAGGGUAAGCCCUGAUGUAAACUGUGGUCUUCAGGUAGUACUCCUGUAUCAGCAUUGACUCAUCAGUUGUAACAAAUGGACCACACUACUGCAAGAUAUGAAUGAUGGGGGGCUGCAGAGGGGUAGGAGUGAAGGGGUGUGUAGGAACUCGACUUUCUGCUCCAUGUGUCUGUAACUCUACGACUACUCUAAAAUGUAAAGUGUGUGAAAGAAAUGAACCAUCCUGUCUGCCUAUAGCAAUAUACAGGAAUCUCCGAGGGUGUUUCUUCUAUAAUUACGAAGUUAGAAACACAGUAUUCAGUACCACUUUUCCCAUGGUGGGAGGCAGAAUGCAUUCUCAGAAAUCAUAUGCUGACCAUCACUAAAGCCUAUUUUCAGCUGUAGCUUCCUGUUGUUAUAAGCCUGCUUGUCUUUUCUGCAAGUAUCGUAAAUUUCUCACCUCUCUUCAUAACACCUUGUUUCUGUACUAAGUUUCCCUUGGUCCUGUGUUCCUGCACUACAAAUAUAAUGGCCACUGAUGAACAUUUGAGCUGUGUCUAUAGUCUUCAGAAUAUUUCUAAUUACAGCAACUGUGGUCUGAAGUUAAGGCCUAGUGUCCUAGACUCUUGACAUCUGAAACCAACAUGGAGUGAACCCUCCGAGCAGCAGGCAGUUAACACAGUGGGCAUCACUAAGAGGAUGGUCCAUCUAAGACCCGGGUCACCACGUAAGACCCAGUUCAUCCAGUUGUCAUUAAGUGAUUGUUGUUGACUAACGAGGUCUGAGAUAGGACAAAGGCCACCCGGGACCGAGCUACCGGUUGCUGGCAGACAGCCUCUUGCUGUGGACUGUGCUGCCUGUUUUGGGUGUCACUGUUUCCUCCCCUGUCAACAAGCUCUUGGCCCUAAGAAUUGUUAAUUGGCUGUACCCCAGGUGCCUGGGCUCCGGGUUCAGUCAGUUUGGCUGGUGUCGUGAGACGCUCCGCCUGUCGAGGCAGUGACGACACCGCACUUUAACUGGUGAGCAUUUGAGCCCCAGCUACCCAGGGUCGAGGGUCUGGCUGGUACUCUCCGGUUACUGUGUACCGUGUGCUGGCCGUCCCCGGCUGUUCAGGGUAGCCACGCUUACCAGUUUUUGUCAUUGUGCCCCAGCGGGGAGGGCAUGCAGAUGGCCCUUGGUGAAAGUUUGGAAAGCUGGGCUGCCCUGGCCCCGGGAGCAUGAAGCGUGCACGGCCCUCGGUGUGUGAUGAGCUGUUGUUCACGUGCGGGCAGCGGCCGUCCCCAUCUCUUGCUGCUCCUUCCCCUGCUGCCAUUGCACACACGCCUCACGCCCGAGGGUGCCGAGGUGCACACCUGUGGUGUCCUGUGGCCCGGAGGCUGAUGAGAAACAAAAGGGGACGUCUUCCAAAUUGCCAGAGGAAGGACCUCAACUGCGCUAAUGCAGAACCCUCAGCCAGUGAACCUGGGGUUGGCGAGGCACUGGGGUUUUUUUCAGUACACCAAAGGACUAACCUUGGAGUCCUGGGGCUUGAUGGCCUUGACCCUUGCCAUGCCAGAAUGACCUUAUUGUUUGUGAACCGUGACCCCAGAGAGAUUGGCUGGCAUUCCCUGGAGGAAGCGGCAGCUGCCUGUGAGGCGGACUGCCGGGCUGUGGUCCUUUCCCUUGUAACCACCCAGGCCCCCGCCACAGGUGUCAGGAUGGAGACAAAAACUGAAAGCUGUCACUUCACAUGGCUAGAAACCCAAAAUACUGUGAGGGAAUUUGUAGAGAGAGAAAUGAGAGAGAAGAAACCUGCACUGUUGCAAAAAGGCAGCCCUACAGAAGACAUUGGGUCAACGGCCGGGUUAUGGGCCACGCUUGCUCCUUGCAGCUGUGCUCUGCUGCCUCUGUUGAGAAAAAUUCUCAUCCUGCUGCUCAGAGGGGAAAGCACUCACCCUGUGCCACAGCAAAGGGGAUCAUUGGAAUGCAGCGUAAGCCCAGGAUCCUUAAUCCGUGUGAAGCAAUGUGACCUUUGCCAUAGAGUGGGCCCUUGAGCCCGUAGAUCCUCCUUGGAGGCUCUCUGGAGAAGGCAACUUGUACGUGCGAUCAGAGUAAAUAGAAAAGCCCCUGACGUAUAUUGAGUGACAACAAAAAGGAAAGAAUUGGCAAGAAAGAAUGAGGGGUGGGAGGAACUUAGGUACAGGAAAAGGAAACAACGAAAUGACAGAAAUGAAGGUGCACAGAUUGCCCCAGCUGGGAGUCCAGACUAUACGAAGAUAACUUAUGCAACAGAAGAUCAAAGGACACUAACUGGCUUUUGUACCUUCGCUAGAUCGUUUGUGAAAUGACUUAAAUAUCUGCUGAAACGCACCGUUGACAAAUUGUCAUGACCUUGCACAAGGCUUGAAUUACAGCUGUAUUUGGGCCUUCGGCUAAAUUUGAUCAUGUCAUUCCCUAAAAUCUUAGAGGAGUUACUGACUACAAAAUGGAGUGCGGGUGACUGUUUCCUCACAACUUAUAUGUUGAACUCCAGUCCUCAGGGUGAUGGUCUCUGGAGGUGGGGGGCCUUUGGGAUGUGAUGAGGUUUUGGGGGUAGAGCUCUCAUGAAUGGGAGUAAAGCCCUCACAAGUGUUGAGCGAACACCUUUGGCUUUUGCACAAGUGACGACAGAGCAAAAGGACAGCUAUCUGUGAACCAGGAGGCAGGCCCUCCCCACGUGCUGAUACCGCUGGCCCCUUCAUCUGUCUUGGACUUGAGGGCCUCCAGAACUGUGAGAAAUAAAUUUGUGUUGUUUGUAAGCCAC